Molecule: messenger RNA, 2609 nt
Organism: Camellia sinensis
Lineage: Eukaryota; Viridiplantae; Streptophyta; Magnoliopsida; Ericales; Theaceae
Product: serine/threonine-protein kinase D6PKL2
Biological process (GO): protein phosphorylation
Molecular function (GO): ATP binding; protein kinase activity
Source: RefSeq, a predicted model, not a curated record
UUGAACGUGAAAAGCUUUACUUUAGCUUUGACCACCAUGCUUUCUCUCUCUACUCUCUAUCUCUCAAUACAUGAUACAUGGUAGCCCACAGAUUACCCAACUCUGCCUAAAACUCUCAAAGCUUUUCUUUCUUUCAUCUUCUCUCUCUAAUUUUUUCUUUCUCUGUUUCUCUCCACACAUUUUGAGAGGAGGCCACUCUAUCUCUCCCUACAGUGGUGCCCUUUUUUUCUUGCAUUUGCAAAAAGCAAAACCCUAAAGUCCUGAUCUUUGUAAUUUCAGGUAGUGUUUGAUGAUCAAGAAGAGUUAUUGAAAAACUACAUUUUGCUUGUGAAUUUGUUUGAUUCUUUCUUGCAAUUCAUGGUUCUAUAAAGCUUGACUGUAUCCGGAAAGUUAUUUUUUUGUGGGAGAAAGUGUUUACAUUUUGAGAUGCCUUAUAUCUGUCUGUUGAUGAAGUUGGGUAUGAAGAACAUUGAGCCAUAUAACUGGGAGGGCCAUGUAUUGAAUCCGGAGGCCAACUGAUGGGUUUGUUCAGUCUGACUAACUUAAAGUGUUUAUGCUUUUCUCAAUGGCCUCAAAACCUAGUGUUAGAACUUCCCCGGAAAAGCAGAGAAAAACGAAUGGUAAUCAAACAUUAGAAGGAAAUUCUCGCAGGCCUUCCCCUUUGCAGGUUUCAAAGACGAGUAAAUCAGAUCUUGUUACCCCCAAAAACUUACCUAGAAGUCUGCAUCAAGCUGCCCCUAAGCAGGUCGCCAAGGAAGCAUCAGAGGACAAAUCCCCCAAUUCUCAACAAAAAGGGUCGGCCGAUGCUUUAGCCGACAAAUUAGAUUCAAGCUUACCUUUCGGUGUUUUGAAACAAGUACCAACAAAUGUGAGUCCUACAGUCAGUGACACUAGGGGUUCACUUGAAAGUGGAGCAUAUCAGGAAAAGAAGUCAUCAGAUCAUGGGAAUAUAAAGGAUAGCUCGGCUUCUGCUAAAGUUAGUGAUGGGGCUAAUAGCCUUGCAAAGACUAGUGGAAGUGCUAAAAUUAGCGAUCGAGCUGAUUUUGUUGAGAGUGGGAAGAGCAGCAUGUGCAGAGGUAGCACAAGCACUGAUGUAAGUGAUGAAAGUACUUGUAGCAGCUUCAGUAGCAGUAUUAAUAAACCUCACAAGGCAAAUGACUCAAGGUGGGAAGCCAUUCAAGCUGUCCGAGCUAAAGAUGGGGUUUUGGGUUUGAGCCAUUUCAGAUUGCUGAGGAGGCUGGGCUGUGGGGAUAUUGGAAGUGUCUAUCUUUCGGAGUUGAGUGGCACUAAGUGUUACUUUGCUAUGAAGGUUAUGGACAAAGCAGCACUAGCGAGCCGUAAGAAGCUGCUUCGUGCUCAGACAGAACGAGAAAUACUACAGUCUUUGGACCAUCCCUUUCUGCCAACCUUGUACUCUCAUUUUGAGACAGACAAAUUCUCGUGUUUGGUGAUGGAGUUUUGCCCGGGAGGUGACUUGCACACACUUCGGCAGAGGCAACCAAGAAAGCAUUUUUCUGAGCAAGCUGUCAAGUUUUAUGUAGCAGAGGUCCUCCUUGCUCUUGAAUACCUCCACAUGCUCGGGAUUGUCUAUCGUGACCUCAAGCCGGAAAAUGUCCUUGUGAGGGAAGAUGGACACAUAAUGCUUUCGGACUUUGAUCUCUCUCUCCGCUGCACCGUCAGCCCGACACUUGUCAAGUCCUCAGCCAUUGAGACUGAACCCUUGCGGAAGAACCCUGUGUAUUGUGUCCAACCUGCUUGCAUUGAGCCAUCUUGUAUCCAGCCAUCAUGUGUGGUCCCAACAACAUGUUUUGGUCCUCGCAACAUCUUUUCAAGUAAAUCCAAGAAAGACCGAAAACCCAAGAAUGAAAUUGGAAACCAAGUCACCCCAUUGCCUGAGCUCAUGGCUGAGCCAACAGGAGCACGCUCUAUGUCGUUUGUUGGGACCCAUGAGUACUUGGCACCUGAAAUCAUUAAAGGUGAAGGGCAUGGCAGUGCAGUCGAUUGGUGGACUUUUGGUAUCUUUUUAUAUGAAUUGUUGUUCGGUAAAACUCCGUUCAAGGGAUCAGGGAAUCGGGCCACCCUGUUCAAUGUUGUUGGUCAGCCACUUCGAUUCCCAGAGUCACCAGUAGUCAGUUUUGCAGCGAGGGAUCUGAUAAGGGGGUUGCUAGUAAAAGAACCACAGCAUAGGCUGGCGUACAAACGAGGGGCAACGGAAAUAAAACAACACCCUUUCUUCGAAGGUAUAAAUUGGGCUUUGAUUCGUUGUGCAAGCCCGCCUGAGAUCCCCAAGCCUGUUGAGAUUGAACAAAUUCCAGUCCCAACAGCAUCAACUAGCGAAAAAGCUGCUGCUGUUGUAGCUAACCCUGAUCAGAAAAGCUCCGAUAGUUAUCUUGAAUUCGACUUCUUUUAAUGGUUUUCCAGACUUGAUCUUCUGCUAUUUGUUUCUUCUUCUGGGAAAAGAUGUGUAGAGUUGCAAUGAUGAAUUCAGGGUAUUUUUUUUUUUAAUAUGUUGUGUUGUUAUCGAACAGUUUCUAAAUUUGUUGUAUUGCACAAGCUGAAUGGUUGAUACUAUCAAUCCAUAAUGUGAAUUCAGUAAUGAUUUUUUUUUU